AUGAUGAAACGCACAGCAUUAAUUAUGGUAUUUUUGGCCUUGAUUACUUUCGCAAUUGCCAACCAAGGUGUAGCUAAUCAAAACGGUUGGCCUAGUGUUGGAAAUGGUGGUUGGCCUUAUCGUUUGCCUAGUCGUUGGUUUGUUCAUUGGUAUGGUGGUCGUCUUUGGGGAUGGGAUAGAUAUUAUCGAAAAUGGCAACCAAUUUGUUUUUCGCAUAAUGGUAAAUGCAUUAAUACUUGA
This is a messenger RNA of Rotaria sp. Silwood1, 240 nucleotides long. Lineage: Eukaryota; Metazoa; Rotifera; Eurotatoria; Philodinida; Philodinidae. The record is from the annotation of a GenBank genome assembly.